AUGGAAGAAAUUACAUCUCAAGAUAGUAUAGAAGUUAUUUAGUAAUUACUGCUAGAUUCAUUUAGUGCUAGAAGUGGAAUAGAAUAAAAAAGAGCAGAAGAUUAGCUUAGUCGACAUUUACAAAAUGACCCUAAUUUCAUCAAAAAUUUAUUAAUCAUAUCUUCAAAGAGCGAUUUAUCUGAUCAAAUAAAGGAAAGUGCUUGCACAUAUAUAAACACAGGUAUGAUUGUCAUGCUUAAUGAUAAGAAAUGCACAGUAGAAUAAAGAAUUUAAUGGGCAGAUUUAUUUAUGAGUGCUUUUAAAGAACCUUCAAUUAAGUUGAAAAAUAAACUAAAAUUGACAUAUCCCUUGACUCUAAUUAUAAAUUCCUCCAAAAGUAGCGAAAUAAGAAUAGCAAUAUUUACAAAGAUUUUAGAGUGGAUCAAUAUCAAAGAAAAAUAAUUUAUUACAGCAAGUCUUCUCGGCCUAUAAGUUAUAAUUUCAGCUAUUUCUGAGACGUAAUACCUUUACAAAAUAUUUGAUGCUAUUGAAUUAGGAUUUUGUGAAACAGCAAACUUCUUUAUAACUCCUCUUUAAGAUUUGUUUAAUUCUCAUGUAAAAGAUAUGCAUCCUCCUAAUUUACCAAAAUUAGCUCAAGAAAGCAUAGUAGAAUCGUUAAACAUGUUAACUCUUUGGGCUUAAACUUUGAAAAAGAUAGUUUCUUAAUUCCAAAGCAAAGACGAUCCUUCUCACGUUAUGCUGAUGCAAAAAUUACUUACAAAUGAAAAUAUAGCUAAAGUUGUCUAUAAUAUUUUAGAUAUUAAUGCAUAUAAAAAUAGCUAGCAAGGAUAAAAUUAAUUCUUAUAGAAUUGUUUAAUCAGUAUGUCAGGUAUAGAUUCAGUUGAUGAAGGUUUAAAUGAAUUAAAAUCAGUCAUCUUAGGUGUUACAAGAAAUUUACUUUCAUUUACCUUUGAUAAACGCCCUAAAAUAAAGGUUGAUGAUAACAUGUUUUUUAAAAUGCUAGAUACUCUCCUUCCAAUAAUUUUUAAGAGUUUAUUCAAUUUUACAAACUAGUCAAAGUAUAGAAGUGACAUGAAUUUCUUCAACACUAUUGAAAAUUCUAAUUUUAUUAAUAAAUUGCUCACUAACUCUUUAAAAAUUUUAGCUGAAUCUGGAUAAAAUAUGGAAUUUUACAAGCUUUUCCAAGCAAAUUUGCAGAAUAUCUUGGUAGAUAUACUUUUCCCCUUAGCUUCUUCUUCAUAAUCUGAGAUAGAAAUGAUGAAAGACAGUCCUGAAGAUUUUAUUUCUAUUCAAGAAGAUUGUUGCCAUAAAUAAGAAAGUGAUUCAUUUAAGGCUGCUACUUUCAAAGUGUUUGAAACAAUUGUUGAUUUCAUAGAUGGAGGUUUGAUGUCAGUAGGAAGUUAUGCAGUUUAUAUUGCAUAAUAUGCUUUAAAUUGUUAAUCUCCAGAUGAAAUUGAUAAGAGAUUCCCUUAAUUAAUCCCUUUUAAAUAAAGCAUUUUUUUAAACAAUUUGCCGAAGGAGAUUUUAUUAGAAACAGCAUUUUUAAUACUUUCAGAUAUUCAAUAUAAAAUAGAAGAAAGAGAAGAUUUGCUUGAUUUGUUGUAAACAAUGAUUAGAGAUAAUCUGUAUUCCAUCACUAACUAAAAUAUUUCAGAUAUCUUUAAAUGCAGAUUCUGUUGUUUUAUGAGUCUUUAUUAUGACAAACUAUUCUGGAAUUCAUAGGAUAUUCCUGCUUUCGAGCAAUGUGUAAAUACAAUUUUUACUUACUUGCAAUAUACAAAAGAAGAAUAAAGAGUUGUCUAGCUCUCUGCCAUCGAAGCACUAGACACUAUAUAUUUUGAUGAUGAAUAUUCUCAAAGAUUAAUACAAACUCUAUUCAAUGCUAUAAACUCAUUGAUUAAAAACUUAGUCCACAUAGAUUAUCCGAGAUACUUCGAUCUUAUCUACUCAGUCACAACAAAAUUCUCCUCCUAUAUCAAAGAAAAUCAUGAAGCUCUAAGCAGUAUAUUAGAUGCUUUAAAUAAAAAAAUUUUCUAAGAGUAUGAUAAAGUUAUAUCUGGUGGAUAGAAGAGCACUAUCUGUUUAAACAAAAUUAUGAGUAUUAUCAAGGGGAUUUGUGAAAAUAAAAAUUAUAUGCCAUAAUUCAUUGUUAUGAUAGAAGGAAAACUAAAUGAAAUUAUACUAAGAAUAGGAAAUAACCCAAUCAGUGCAAACUUUGAUGAUGACCUAUUGCUGAUUCUUCUUUCUAUGAUAAAACACUCGAAUAAAUUAACAGAAUUAACUAAGUCAAUGCUUCCUUUGUUUCCAAAUUUCUUCUAGAAGAAUAAUGGAGUUCUUUCUAAUAUGUUUUAAGCUUUAAAUUAUGUAUUUAUUCAUGGAAGUGAUUAUUUAAAGGCUAACCAUGCUAUCUUACAAAGUUUAGCUGAGAUAUGUGUUCAUACUUUAUUUACCCAAUCUCAAUAAGGAGUUUACUGUACCAAUUCUGAUAGAGCUUAAGGAGCAACUCUUCUUUAAAUUCUACUUUAAAGCAUAGCAAAUGAGAUGCCUCCAGAUCUUUUAGUUGGAAUAAUAAAUAAAAUAUAUGAAAAACUGCAACAAAUUCAAUAAAAAAAGAAUGAAGUUAAAUGUAAUUUCUUAAGAUUAAGAUUGCUAGGAGUUAUAUUUUUGGCAUUAGCAUGCAACUUUGUUGGCGUGCAAUAAUUAUUAGUUUAAAGUAAUAUUUUGGGCAAUAUUAUCAAAUAAGUUCUCACUUACGGACCUAGAAUUACUAACUAAUAUGAUAGAAAAAUUUUUAUAAUGAGUAUCAGUUAAAUUUUAGUACAAGAUCCAGAUACUUUGUCUGAUGAUUUCAAGAAUAGUUUUAAAGACCUGCUAGAAUUGACAGUUGCUCUUCUUAUUUGCUAACAAAAAGAAGAAUAAAUCAAUCUCAAAAAAGCUCAAAAAAAGAUAAACCAAGAGAAGACUAAAAAGAAAAAAUCACACAAGUAGUAAGACUCUGAUAGUGAUUAAGAUGAUGAUGAAUCUGAAGAUGAUAACGAAUGGGGUAGUGAUAGUGACACAUCUAAGGACUAUGAUGAACCUAAUCUCAAAUUAGAUUCAUAUCCUAAUUAAGAGGAUGCCUUAGAAGACAAAAUCAUUUUAAAAAAUCUGUUAAAUCCAUUUAAGCACAUAGAUGAAUUUAACUACUUCAAGCAAAGAAUAUACUCUUUAAAGUAAUAAAGACCAUAGUUAUUCUAAUAAAUAAUUCAAAAUAUAUCUUAAGACUCCCUGAAAGAUUUACAAAAUCUCGUAAAUAUAGAAAGGGUAAUCACAGAAAUUCCAUCAAAUUCUAAAAGCAACGAUUAAACUGUUAAACAACUUAUUCCUAGAAAAAUUUUAAAAGCAAAAAGAAAAGAAUAACAAUUACAAAAAUUCGAUGUCGAAAAUAAUUGA
This is a messenger RNA of Tetrahymena thermophila SB210, 3432 nucleotides long. RefSeq lists its product as hypothetical. NCBI's taxonomy places the organism in Eukaryota, Ciliophora, Oligohymenophorea, Hymenostomatida, Tetrahymenidae. The transcript is spliced from 9 exons. The record is from RefSeq and is a predicted model, not a curated record.